AUGAUGGUGCUGAGGUUACGCAGCUGGGCUCCCCUGGGGCCUCUUCUCUCCCUGCUCUUUUCUACCAGCAUGGCGUACAUUCCUACCGAAGAAAACUGCUGCAUAUUAGAUGAACGAUUUGGUAGCUACUGCCCCACAACCUGUGGCAUUGCAGAUUUCUUUAAUAAAUACCAUCUCACUAUGGAUAAAGAACUGGAGCAAAUGGAGAGAAUUCUGCGGCUAAUUGCUAACUCCACAGGAUCAGCAGAACAGCUGAUUCACCACAUCCAAAGCCUCUAUCCUUCAGAGAAGCAGACACUACCAGGUUCAGUUGAUGAUUUUACUCAGAAGUCCAGGAAACUAAUUGAAGAAAUUAUCAGAUAUGAAACCACUAUUUUGUCUCAUGAAAGUACUAUACAACAGUUGACAGAAAAACAUAUAUCGAACAGCAACAAGAUCACACAGCUGAAACAGAAGAUUGCCCAGCUUGACUCACUCUGUCAGGAGCCAUGCAGAGACACGGCUGAAAUACAUGACACAACUGGAAGAGAUUGUCAAGACGUUGCAAACAGAGGUGCCAGAAAAAGUGGUCUUUACUUUAUCAAGCCUCAAAAGGCCAAGCAGUCAUUCCUAGUCUACUGUGAGAUUGACUCAUAUGGCAACGGCUGGACAGUAUUACAGAGGAGACUGGACGGGAGUGAGGACUUCAAGAAAAAUUGGGUUCAGUACAAGGAAGGAUUUGGACGUCUGUCUCCAGAUGACACCACUGAGUUCUGGCUGGGCAAUGAAAAGAUUCAUUUAAUAACUACGCAGUCCACUCUGCCAUACGUGUUGCGAAUAGAACUGGAGGACUGGAAUGGCGAAAAAGGCACUGCUGACUACGCUGUAUUCAAAGUGGGAAGUGAAGAUGACAAGUAUCGAAUGACUUAUGCCUACUUUCUUGGUGGCAACGCUGGAGAUGCCUUUGAUGGCUUUGAUUUUGGAAGAAAUCCAAGUGACAAAUCCUUUACCUCUCAUAAUGGCAUGCAGUUCAGUACCUAUGAUAACGACAAUGAUAGGUUCUCUGGCAACUGUGCUGAUGAGUCUGGAUGGUGGAUGAACAGUUGUCAUGCUGGCCACCUCAAUGGCAAAUAUUAUAUAGGUGGUGUGUAUGCAUCGCAAGAUGCUGGUCCAGAUGGAAAUGACAAUGGCAUUAUCUGGGCAACCUGGCGUGACCAGUGGUACUCCAUGAAGAAAACUGCAAUGAAAGUUAUCCAGUUGAACAGACUGCAAGUGGAUGGACAGCAGCACGCCUUAGGCAGCGUCAAACAGGUUCAACCACAGGGCCGAGGAGAUAUUUAA
This is a messenger RNA of Egretta garzetta (little egret), 1320 nucleotides long. RefSeq names its product fibrinogen gamma chain (gene FGG). Gene Ontology annotation, molecular function: signaling receptor binding. Gene Ontology annotation, cellular component: fibrinogen complex. The transcript has 9 exons. Bases 1 to 1320 code for a protein of 439 amino acids. The record is from RefSeq and is a predicted model, not a curated record. Gene Ontology annotation, biological process: blood coagulation; protein polymerization; platelet activation. Lineage: Eukaryota; Metazoa; Chordata; Aves; Pelecaniformes; Ardeidae.